AUGUCACGGGAACAGCGCCAUGACUCGGAUCACGAACUUGUGUUGGAGAUCGACCAAGCUGAGCACCGUCGGCACUUCGUGCGAACUCCGAGACCAUAUUUUCACGACGGAGAGCAGGUAAAGCAAGAUGGAGGAUACAACGGCGAACUCCAUACAUCUCGGCAGCAAGAGUCAUCUGGCCACGUAAGCCGAAAAUGGGAGCGGCGGAGCGGGCAGGUGUCAUCAGCAGGCAGUGAGAGCGGGACCGAAGCAGACGACGAGAGACCGACCUUUGUGAAGGCUCUACCACCAAGCACAGUCCGAUUGCGCAAAGGGCUAAAGACAGGUGAAAAGGACGAAGAUGCCCUCCUCACACCAUCCCAGCUGGACGAGGAGGAGAGGCGUGUUAAUGGCUACUUCUUACGACGACAGUCUACCAUAGGCCAGCCAGGAGCCACGGAAGAGGUGCAGGAAGAGAAACAGGCAGAGCACGAGAAGUUGCGGAAGAGACGAUUUGCUGAAUUCAUUCGGCGCAUCUCAGAAGUUGCGCUCAUGGGCUUCAUCUUGCUUUGCGUACUUUGCGGCGAUGGAGUGCUAUGGACGGCGUGGAACUGGUGGCGGGAACUGUUGACCCAAGUCAUUCUAGUCAUCGCUCUCAUUCUGGCCUACCCUUUCAAGCUGUCAAUCGUGGACACACAAGCCCGGCACCACAAGCUAUGGCAACGCUUUCGCGUACCGGCAUCAUUUGAUCCAGCUACGGUAUUGUAUCCACCUCUACUACCCAUGCUGGUUGCUCUCUCAGUGGCGCCAGCGAAUCCGGCUGUCAUCAUGCCGAAUCUGAUCCUCGGGCUGGCAUCGCUGCCACAAAGACUGUUUCCGCGUUCGAGCCGACUCGGAGGAGUCAACGCAGUGCACUGGUUCGUGUCCAUACUCCCUCUCAUUGUUUCUCAAAACACGGCAUGGCCAUCCAAGAUGAGCCCAGCAUUGCCAUAUCUCCUCAAAGUACCGGAUGGAUUGUCUCCCGAGACGCUGGUGUCGCUAUAUCCGCUGCACCACGCACUGCUACAGCCUUUGCAAUACCUCACGACUACCAGUCUUUUGGUGACGGAACUGCAUUUGCUUUCUGUUUCAUUGAUAAACCUGCUGCUGCUGGCAUCUUCUCCGCAGAUUUACAUUCUUAAAGCGUGCCUUUGGAUCGGCGGCGUGUCUCUUUUGGUCACUUGCGCCCCGAUCUUGAAUUGGAAUGUGACUCUUGCACGGGUGCCGAAAUGGAAGUUGAGGCGGCCUGGUCACACUGCCGAGGAAAGAAAGUCUUUKGUAGACGCUGUGUCGGACUUGAUGAACAUACAACGCGCGACAACUGCAUUCAGCACAAUCAGUGAUGCAGAUGAUGACGACUAUGAUGACAGUUCGAGCGCUAUUUCAGCGAAGAAGUCGCGCAACGGCUUGAGAAGUCGCGAUACGACAACACUCAACACAGCUGGGCUGGUAUUUCCAGCGUUCAGCCCAGGCGGGCCAACCUCCGCUCUCGAGCCGCGCCGCAGCGUGACAAAAAUCUUCACAGWUCCAAAGCACAGCUAUCCGGGACGACCCAGAAGUAAUACAAUGCCCGCGCGCGACUACAAGACGGCUCACAGAUCACCUAGCGAUCGCAGGAAGCCAAGAUCGUCAAACUUGCUCUGGUGCCUGCAGCUAACCCCCGAACAAGCGCAGCGACGCAAAUGGCUGUAUGCCGGAAUUGUUUAUCUAUUCAUACUCGUAGUCAUACUUGCUCCCGUGAAAGAGUACGUCUCGAAGAAAGCUCUGCACGGACAGGAGCCGAUCGGCUGGGCGGUGGGGUACAUGAUAGGACAGAUUCCGUUGGUCCGCACAUCCAUUUGCACUUUGAAGAUGCAAUCAUGGAUACCCCUACCGAACGCGGCUUGGAGCUGGAAAAACACUCCACUAAGCACACCACUUCAUAUGGACUUGAUCAGCCUUGACCCUGGACCUGCUAACGUUCGACUUCUUCUCAUCGUCUACUGGGCAGCGGUCUUACUUGUCGGUCUCUUGGCGGUCUUCAGCCUUACAGCAUAUGUCGAAGUGGAUACACGCCGGAAAGUCUUCCAUGGAGUCAUGGUCGCUAUGCUGCUGCCCGCCACCUUCGUUGAUCCGUGCUACUGCGCAUUGGCACUCUCGCUUGUGUUGGCGGUUUUCCUUCUCCUCGAAGUUAUCCGUGCUGGACAGGUCCCGCCUCUAGGAAACGCCAUCGGCCGGUUUGUGGCACCUUAUGUCGACGGACGGGACCUCCGAGGACCUGUCGUCGUAAGCCAUAUCUUCUUGCUCAUAGGAUGCGCGGUACCGCUUUGGUUCUCUCUGGCGUCCAUUCCCCGGGAGGGCGGCAUGCCUUGGGUUGACUGGGAACUACUACACAACCGCCGGGAAGUUGCUAUGAUUGCUGGCGUUGUGUGCGUAGGCAUGGGAGAUGCGGCUGCAAGCCUCAUAGGCCGACGCUAUGGACGACGGAAAUGGAUCUGGGUCGGCGGAAAAAGUCUCGAGGGCAGCGCGGCCUUCGCUGCAGCCGUCACUUUCGGUUUGAUGGGUGCGAGAGCGUGGCAAUCGUUUGGUGGUUGGAACGAUCAUCCCUCGGGCUGGAAUAUAGCCAGCGGGAGUUUUCACGAAGACCUACUUGGUGAAUCUGGGGCAUUCCUGAGGAAUUGGGGAUCUGCGCUGCUCAAGGCUGUGAUUUGUGCUUGUGGAGCGAGUUUCAUGGAGGCCGUGCUCACCGGAGCAAACGACAAUGUUGUCGUGCCUGUGGCGCUCUGGCUCUUGGUCAAGGGGUUGAGAAUAUGA
Messenger RNA from Ramularia collo-cygni, 2811 nucleotides. RefSeq names its product related to phosphatidate cytidylyltransferase. The record is from RefSeq and is a predicted model, not a curated record. Gene Ontology annotation, cellular component: endoplasmic reticulum membrane. Gene Ontology annotation, molecular function: dolichol kinase activity. The transcript has a single exon. Bases 1 to 2811 code for a protein of 936 amino acids. NCBI's taxonomy places the organism in Eukaryota, Fungi, Ascomycota, Dothideomycetes, Mycosphaerellales, Mycosphaerellaceae. Gene Ontology annotation, biological process: dolichyl monophosphate biosynthetic process.